AUGAGACACUACUUUAUCCUCGGCCUCCUAGCCCUAGCAACAGCGAGUCAACCGCCCCGGCCCGGCCCAACCGUCGACUCCAACCUAUACAGCGGCGACUGCACGCGCGAGCGGCUCCAAACCCGCAAGGAAUGGCGCAACCUCGACCGCUCGCAGCAGGAAGCCUACCUGGACGCGGUGCAAUGCCUGAUCGAUCUCCCCGCGGAGACAGGGAUGGCGUACACAACAAGCCGGUGGAGCGAUCUGCAGGCCCUGCAUCGGUAUUACACCAACACCGAGUACGGCGAUGUCAUCCAUAACGUGGGCCAAUUCCUCCCUUGGCAUAGGUACCUGCUACACAUCCACGAGACGCUUCUCCGGGAGCAGUGCGGGUAUACCGGUCCGAUGGUAUGGUGGAACGAACAAGCCGAUGCAGACACAGGGGACCUCUUCCGCUCGCCCAUGUGGAACGACGAUUCCUUCGGGGGCGACGGCACCGAACCCGCCAACUGUAUGGCGGACGGGCGCUUCGCCGAUUUGACGCAGUACAUCGGGCCGUUGGACAACAACACGGAACGCUGUCUGGAGCGGGAGUGGGAUAGCCCCCUGGGGGUCAGGAAUGUCAACAGCACGAUGGUGGGCCAGUGCUUCGAUCUGACCAGCUACACGCCCUUCUGGCAGUGCGUGGCCUCGUAUCCGCACAAGGGGGUGCAUCAGGCCGUUGGGGGGCUGAUGGCAGACGUCAAGGCCUCCCCCGGCGACCCGAUGUUCUACAUCCACCACGCCUUCAUCGACCGGCUGUGGUAUACCUGGCAGAUGGUUGACCCGGAUACCCGACUAUUCGCGAUGGGUGGGACCUCGGUCAAUUACACGGAUCUGCCGACUCCUCCGGGGGGUUGGCCGGAGACGACGCUGGAGUAUGAGCUGGAGUCAUAUGAGAUCUUGCCGGGGGUCACGGUGGAGGAUGUGAUGAAUCCGGUGGGCGGGUAUUUGUGUUAUGAGUAUGAUUGA
Molecule: messenger RNA, 990 nt
Organism: Aspergillus japonicus CBS 114.51
Lineage: Eukaryota; Fungi; Ascomycota; Eurotiomycetes; Eurotiales; Aspergillaceae
Product: tyrosinase family protein
Exons: 4
Coding region: 1-990 (329 amino acids)
Molecular function (GO): oxidoreductase activity
Source: RefSeq, a predicted model, not a curated record